This is a messenger RNA of Nanorana parkeri, 1655 nucleotides long. RefSeq names its product zinc finger protein 84-like. Gene Ontology annotation, cellular component: nucleus. The transcript is spliced from 3 exons. Gene Ontology annotation, molecular function: DNA-binding transcription activator activity, RNA polymerase II-specific; RNA polymerase II cis-regulatory region sequence-specific DNA binding. The record is from RefSeq and is a predicted model, not a curated record. Bases 1 to 1638 code for a protein of 545 amino acids. NCBI's taxonomy places the organism in Eukaryota, Metazoa, Chordata, Amphibia, Anura, Dicroglossidae. Gene Ontology annotation, biological process: regulation of transcription by RNA polymerase II.
AUGGAGCAUUUGGUUAUUCGGCAGAGGAACCACAAUGGAGUGAAACCAUUUAAAUGUUCAGAAUGUGACAAGUGCUUCACUGAUAAGUCAGGUCUUAGGAAGCACCAGAAGAUUCACACGGGAGAUAAACUUUUUAGAUGUCCAGAAUGUGACAAGUUCUUCACCGAAAGGGCAAGUCUAACUAAUCAUCUGAUGAUUCACACCGGAGAGAAGCCAUAUCUGUGCUCGGAAUGUGAUAGAAAUUUUAGGUCCAAAUCAGAGCUGAUCCAACACCAGAGGGUCCACACAGGGCAGAAUCCAUACAGAUGUGUUAUAUGCGGCAAGUGUUUCUCAAGGAAGCAAAUUCUUAUUGGUCACCUGAGAACUCACACUGGAGAGAAACCAUUUAAAUGCUCGGAAUGUGACAAGUGCUUCUCAGAAAAGGGAAAUCUUACUCAACACAAGAGGGUUCACACUGGAGAGAAACCAUAUAGUUGUUUGGAAUGUGACAAGAGAUUCAAAGAAAAGUCACAUCUUAGUAUACACCAAAAGACUCACACAGAAGAGAAGCCUUAUGUGUGCUCUGAAUGUGAUAAAUCUUUUAGGUUCAAAUCAAAUCUGACCAAACACCAGGGGACGCACAGAGGUCAGAAGCCAUUUAAAUGUUCAGAAUGUGACAAGUGCUUCACAGAAAAGGCUAAUCUUACUAAACACCAGAGGGUACACACAGGAGAGAAACCAUUCCCGUGCUCUGUAUGUGAUAAAUGUUUUAUAGCCAAAUCAGAUCUGAUCAAACACCAGAGGGUUCACACUGGAGAGAGGCCAUUUAGAUGUUCAGAAUGUGACAAGUACUUCACUGAAAAGGGAAAUCUUACUAGACACCAAAAGAGUCACACGGGAGAAAAGCCAUAUCAGUGCUUUGAAUGUGACAAAUGCCUUAGAUUCAAAUCUGGACUGAUCCGACACCAUAAGCAUCGAGAGAAACCAGUUUUUUGCACUGAAUGCAACAAGUGUUUUAAAUUUUAUUCACAGCUCAGAGACCACCAGAGGACUCACACAGGAGAGAAACCAUUUACAUGUUUAGAAUGUGGCAAGUGCUUCACAUACAAGACUCAUCUUAAUCGACACCAGAAGAAUCACAGUGGAGAAAAACCAUAUUCCUGUUCUGAUUGCCACAAGUCAUUUACAAUGGAAGCACACCUCGUUAAUCAUCAGAGGACCCACACGGGAGAGAAGCCAUUUAGCUGUUCGGAAUGCGACCGGUGCUUCACGCAAAUGGCAAAUCUUACUCAACAUCAGAGGAUCCACACAGGAGAGAGACCAUAUUUAUGUUCAGAGUGUAACAAGUCCUUUAGAACUGAAGCACACCUUGUCAACCAUCAUAGAACUCACACAGAUGAGAAGCCGUUUAGAUGUUCAGAAUGUGACAAGUGCUUCUCAAUGAAGGGAAAUCUUAACAAACACUGGAUGAUCCACACAGGAGAGAAGCCGUAUCAGUGUCCUAAGUGUAGUAUAUGUUUCCGAACCAAACAAGAAUUGCUCAAACACCAGAGGAUUCACACAAGGGAAAGACCGUUUUCAUGCUCUAAAUGCCACGAGUGUUUUCAUUUUCGUUCACAACUCACUCAUCAUGAGAGGACUCACACGGGAAACAUUUAGAUGCUCAGAACAUCAAU